AAUAAUCCCGAAACCAUUCGAAUACAAAAGCAUUGACAAAACAAGGUAAAAUCUCGAAAACGAAAAAAGAGGAAAAAAAUGAGUUGGGAUUAUGAAUCCAGUGAUGAAGAUUACCCUGCAGCAGUUGCAGCAGCUGGUUAUGCCAUUCAUUCGCUCGACGAAUCAGAACCGUUGGAUCAAAACAAAAAAAUCAACGGCCCUGAUAAGCCCUUGAACGAAACAAGGACCAAAACUGAAGUUUCUUGGAUUUUACCUCAACUCCAUAAAGGAGUGUUAUCAGAUGAAACUCCGAGAAAAAGUUUUGAGAAUCAUGAAAUCGAAGCGCGAGCGAGUGAAGAGAUGCCCGAUCAGAAUGCAGUGGGGUCCGCACCAGAACCAUCCAUCAAGGACAGUACAAGUUCUUCUUCUUCCGAUAGUGAUGAAACCGAUAGCAAUAAAUCCGGAAAUAGUAAUAAUAAUAAUGCAGCGGUCGAGAAGGCGGACGAGCGGGCCCCGCCUAUGAAAAGGCCUUCAACUUUUGCAGAUAAGCAUCUGUACAUGGUCGAAAGCGAAAUUGCAAAAACUGGACCUGAAAUUUCUAUGGCAGAUGCUUGGGAAAAAGAAGAAAUGGCGAGCAUUCAAGAACGGCAUUUGCGGCUGAUAGCUAUAAUCGAUAACUGGGAGAUGAAAAAGAAGAAAAAGGCAGAUCACAAACUAGAAAACACAAAGGCUAAAUUGGAAAAGACAUUUGCAAAAGCUGUGCAGAGCCACCGCGACGAGAGAAUGAAGGCCACGGUCGAAAAUUGGGAGAUCAAGAAGAAGAAAAAUGUCGAUCGUGAAAUCGAAAAUAUCGAGAAUAAAUUGAAGAAGAGGAGAGCGAAAGCUGUGCAGAGUCAUCGCGAAAAGACGAAAAGAAUCGAAGAAGUAGCGGGCGGAGCUCGGGCACAAGCAGAGGAGAAUCGAAGAAACGAGGAGCUCAAAGCGAAAGAGAAAGCCAAUAAAAUCAAAUUAACCGGAAAAAUUCCACCAACAUGCUUAUGCUUUUGAAUAUAUAUUAUCCACCAUUGAAUAUAUAUAUAUAUAUAUAUAUAUACUUUCUUUGAUUAAGAACAAAUUUGUGUGUAAAUUGUAAAUGCAGUGAGAUAAUCAACUUACAAAUUAAUUAAGUUAAGUUAUAAAUUCGAAACAAGCUAAACGAAACAAA
Messenger RNA from Erythranthe guttata (spotted monkey flower), 1183 nucleotides. RefSeq lists its product as uncharacterized. The record is from RefSeq and is a predicted model, not a curated record. NCBI's taxonomy places the organism in Eukaryota, Viridiplantae, Streptophyta, Magnoliopsida, Lamiales, Phrymaceae.